AUGCUAAAUAUUCUGGUUUUUGGCUUUAUAUGUCUAGUACUAUGUUGGAUUUUAACCAUCUGUUUUCCACCUAUUUCGUUUCCGAAUAAUAUUCCAACAAUUCCUUUUUAUUCAGUUUUUAUACCUCAGUAUUAUAAUAUUGAUCAAGUUCAGUUCUACAACUUGUACAUUAGGGAAAAGCUAGAAAAAUAUGGAGCUGUGAAGUUUUAUUUCGGUUCUAGAUGGAAUAUCUUGGUUUCACGCCCAGAAUUUCUGAAUAACAUCUUCAAAAAUGAAGACACUUUUGCCAAAAGUGGAAACCAACAAAAGAUUCCGUACAGUGUUCUAGCAGCUUAUACUGGAGAUAAUGUAAUCAGUGCCCAUGGAGUUAACUGGCAAAAAUAUAGGAAGCCAAUAAAAGAUGGUCUUCAGCACUUUGACAUUGGCAUAUUGCUUAAAAAUGCAAUGAAGUUUUGUGAAUUAAUUAAAGAAGAUAUGAGGCCAUUUAAGUAUCAUUGCAAUUUUAAGAUCAUUCCUUAUAUACAAAGAUUGACACUAGAUAAUAUCUGUCGAGUUGGACUUGGAUUCGAAUUUGGUGCAAUAGAUGAGGAUAAUAAUUCUUUACAUAGGCAGCUAAUACAGAUUAAGAAACAAAUUUUUGAUCCCUUUUAUCUUAACUUCCCUAUGUUUGAUAGGUUGCCUAUACCCUCAAGAUUAUUAGCGUUUCAGAAUGUUGAGAAUUUUAGGAGUAGCUUAGUAGAUAAGGUACAGAAGCAGCUAAUAAAAACCUAUAAAUUUGAGCAGGCAAAUACAUCUGGUUCUGCACUAGUAAGAGCCUACAAUAACGGUGAAUUGACAUAUAAACAAUUAACAGAUAAUAUUGUUAUUCUUUUGGUGGCUGGACAUGAAAAUCCACAAUUAUUUAUUUCAAAUCUAAUAUACUUACUGGGGAAAUAUCAUGACACAUGGCAAGUAGAUAUUAGAAACGAAAUUCUCAAUAAUGAAGAAAAUAAUUUAUCUGAGUUACCUUUAUUGAACUCUUUUCUAUAUGAAUGUCUAAGAUAUUAUCCCCCAUUAAGCGUUAUUAUAAAUCGGAAGACUACUAAGAGAUGUAUGCUUGGCCCAGGUAUAGUAGUACCAAAGGAUACAUAUGUCGGAUAUCAUAACUAUAGUACUUGCCAUGAUUCUAAUUUUUGGGGUCAUACCUCCGAUAUUUUUGAUCCUACAAGGUGGGGUAAGGAUAUAGAAACUAUCAACAAAGCAUGGAAAACAACUAAGAAUAAUUGCAUCCUAAACACUUUUCAUGGCGGAAAGAGGGCAUGCUUGGGAGAGAAGUUAGUAUUUGUCUCUACUAGGAUCAUAAUUGCUGAAUUUCUCUCUUCAUUCGAAUGGAAAUUAUCACCAUUAUGGGUAGAGCAAAUGACUCAUGCAGGACCAUUAUGUCCUAAAGAUUUAGCUUUAGAUAUUAGGGUAAGAGAUACUAGCAUGCAAAUACAAAAAUUAAAUAAAUAUCUGUAG
This is a messenger RNA of Nakaseomyces glabratus, 1497 nucleotides long. It is a transcript of the gene DIT2, whose product is annotated as putative cytochrome P450. The record is from RefSeq and is a predicted model, not a curated record. Gene Ontology annotation, molecular function: iron ion binding; oxidoreductase activity, acting on paired donors, with incorporation or reduction of molecular oxygen; monooxygenase activity. NCBI's taxonomy places the organism in Eukaryota, Fungi, Ascomycota, Saccharomycetes, Saccharomycetales, Saccharomycetaceae.